Messenger RNA from Nasonia vitripennis (jewel wasp), 1420 nucleotides. RefSeq lists its product as uncharacterized. The record is from RefSeq and is a predicted model, not a curated record. NCBI's taxonomy places the organism in Eukaryota, Metazoa, Arthropoda, Insecta, Hymenoptera, Pteromalidae. Bases 430 to 1317 code for a protein of 295 amino acids. The transcript has 3 exons.
GGCACGCCGGCGCGUAUAGUCUCCCCGCAACUAUACGUUGCACAAUGUGGAAGCCCUCGCCGAUGGACUAAAUCUUCUGCGCGAAGCCACCGUCACCGGCGCCUUCUCAUCGUCAAGGCCGUGACCUUUGGCGCUCUCCAACAAAGGAUUUGCGUGAAGCCAUCGACACCGGCGCCUUUUGUCCACCCAACCAUCACCUCCUCAUCGGCAGCAGUAGUGGUGGAAUUGUAGCGCCGUGUGUGGCGAGACGUGCGAAAAUCUCACACUCAGUUUCAUAAGGCUUAGGGCACGUCAGGCCUCUCACGUGCAGACACGUUGCUUCCUUCUCCCGGACGUUGGUUCACGCAGAAGGAACAACAAUCAUCUCUAGUUGAGAGAGUCCUCUUACACACGCCGCAAGGUCAACUCAGCGUCGCGGCAUAUACAGUCAUGGACAAGGUCAGAGAAGCUCGAACACAGCUGCAGGCAUACAGAAAUGCCUCUUCCGAUGAGCAGCUGCGUGCGGAUUGCUUUCGGGUUGAUUUAGACCUCGAGCAAUUCGAAGUCUUCCUUCAGCAAGCCCUCGAACAUCGCGAAACACGAGCACUCACCACCAGAUACGCGAGUUCGUCAAACUUUCCGGUCAUCCAAGAUGCUCAAGUUCCUCAAUUGUUCGUUAACAACAAACCUGUAUUGCGACUUUUCCUGCGUGACAUCCUGUAUCGCGUUACUAGGAAAAAGCUCUACGAAUGCUUGUCAGCACAAGGGUGCACCGAUUUUUCCAUAGAUAGUCUUAAGAAUACAAGAAAGGGCUCCGUCGCGGUCAUUUCUUGCAAGUUGCUGUCAUCCUCAUGCGCUAUUCAGAUCAACUCUUGUAAAAAAGAACUGACUUUCACAGAUCCUAGAGGCAGAGUCUCAUACAUCAAAACGAGACCCGAUCAAUUCACUCAGCAAGAACCUUUACCGAGCACUCAACCCGCAUUCAACAAAUUAACGCUUCUUCCCACUCCUCUUGUAGACAUUUUACAAUGUGGAGAUGUGAUCAAACGCUUAGCUCACUAUCUUACUUACAAUAAUUUCCUAAAUCUUUACACAGCUUGCCAUGAUGACCCCCAAUUCCAUGGCACAGCACUUCCAUUCGACUCUUGUUACGAUCGGUACUCUCACCCCAGUGGUCUGAAUAGAAUGCUUGAGGAUGUCAAUAACUUCAAAUUCACUAGUAUUUCAUUCAAUACUUCAGUCAAUAUAAUAGAAAUUCCGUUUAUUAACAAAUUGUUAUGGCGCUGCGUCAGCCACAGGCCCAUUCCCGACAAGUAUCUUACAACUACCAUAUUGUAAAUGCACUCAUCAGUGCUGGUCCUAAACAAACCUUUGAAGUACUCAUAAACAAUACGUGGGGAAAGAAAAGAACUCGAGUAAUCAAACUAGCUAACUUAGCUGG